GUUAAGGAUGAACAACUGACUCGACAACUCGGACAACGAAACGUGUUACAACAAAUUUCUAGUGAACAACAACAAAAACAAAUAAAACAGACAAUUAGAAAAAGGUAUCAAUGCGCUCAAUCAACAUACCAAAUGCAAAUAAACUAUUCAUGUGGCAUACAUACAAACAAUCAAACAUACACUUAUACGGUUGAGAGUCAAUUGAAACUUAGUGAGAGCAAUUAAAUUAACGCCAUCGCAACUAAUCGAAGAAUCGAAUUAGAAUAAAAGACGGCGACAAGAAAAAUAAAUAAAAGAAAUAAAAACAAAUUGAAGAAGUAAAUAAAAGAACCUCGCAAUGCCGGAGGCCACCAAAUCAACGGCUAGCAUUGAGAAUGGCGUUCAAAAAAGCUGCAACAACAAGACACAUACAACUGCGACAACAGAGAACGGUUACAAUGCAUUAGCUGGUGAGAUGGUGGGCGAUAUAGGUGGUAGUGGUGAGAGCGGUGAGAGCGCAGUAACGGCAGCGGGCAAUACAGUCGAUUUACCAGAUGCUGUAUUAAAUAAAUUGUUUCACAACUAUUUCCUAAAACAACGUCGUGCGGGACUUAAAUGGUUUUUGUUUACAUCUAUACUCUUCAAUGGUUGGACGCUAAUUAUACCGCAUGAACAAGGCCUGCUGCCUAUUGUGUUUACUUUGUUUGUGCUCUGCUCGAAUGUGAUGUUUAGCUUACUUCUGGAUCUGAAAUUGAGCGCUAUAAAAAACUUAAGCGGUCUGCAUGAAAAACUACUGAAACAAACCUCGUGUUUGCUUUGGUCUCUUUUUAUGGCACAUUUUUUAUCCUAUGUGGAUCUGCAAGAAAAUACCUCGCCAAGAGAUACACUCGGUUGGAUGAUACUUUUCAACUUUCUCAUCUAUGUUACCCUGCCUAUUGAGCUUUUCUAUAGUGGUUGCAUCGUUGGGUUCCUGACUUCUGCCAUAUAUCCACUGGCAAUAUUUUAUUAUACAAGAGAAGAUCCGAAUUUUAUUCAACAAAUAUUAGCAAAUGUGGUGAUGGUUUUUACUGCGGCAAUAAUUGGCCUCAUGUACUACUUUAUGGGUGAGGCUAAACAAAAACGUGCUUUUCUAGAGGCUAAGAAGAGUUUAGAAGUCAAAAUGAUCAUCGAGGAACAGUCGGCCGAGCAGGAACGAUUAUUACUAUCUGUACUACCGAAACAUGUGGCUGUAAAAAUGCGACAGGAUCUGGGUUCGACGAGUUCGGAGCCAUUCAAGAAAAUUUACAUGAGCAGGCAUGAAAACGUGAGCAUUCUUUAUGCGGAUAUUGUGGGAUUCACGGCCAUAUCCUCUACUUAUAGCGCUCAGGAUCUUGUUAAAAUGUUAAAUGAACUAUUUGCACGUUUCGAUAGGCUGGCAGAGAAAUACCAUCAGUUAAGAAUUAAAAUCCUUGGUGAUUGCUAUUAUUGCAUUAGUGGUGCACCUGACGAACGUCCCGACCAUGCCGUGCUGUGUGUUCAUAUGGGCCUCUCAAUGGUGAAAGCUAUUAAAUAUGUACAGCAAAAGGCUAAUUCGCCUGUUGAUAUGAGAGUGGGCAUACAUACCGGUGCUAUAUUGGCUGGCAUACUUGGUCAACGGCAGUGGCAAUUCGACGUCUACUCCAAAGAUGUUGAGUUGGCUAAUAAAAUGGAAUCAAGCGGAAAAGCCGGGCGUGUGCAUAUUUCGGAUAAAACGUUGGCUUUUCUAAGUGGCGAAUUUGAAGUGGAGCCCGCGCAUGGCGAGCGCAGAGAGGAGGCUUUACGUAUUGCUGGACUUAAAACUUACUUCAUAACCAAAGUUUUGAAGCCGUUUGCUUCACCCUGUACAAAGAAGAUCAACGAAUGCGGUAAUGUUGGAGAAAAUGUUGUUGGUAAUAUUGAUGAUGAUACGCUUGACGAAGAAUUGUUGGCUGAGACAAAUAGUGAAGGUGACAAAGCUGUUGAUGCCAACAAAACCGAAGAGCUUAGCAAGCAAACAAACUUUAAAAUUCGUUUGCAGGAGGAACUAAUUACGCGAGAUGGUCACGAAGAUCUUUCGAAAUUCACUACCUUUUUUCUUAAAUUCAAAAACAAGAGCUUGGAAGAUGCCUACGCCACUUAUCGUGAACCCUACUCUUCAUUUCCAUUACUUGCCGCUCUACUAGUCCAAUGGAUUGAUAUUUUGUAUUCCUACAUUGUGCUUCCAAGAUCACCGCUUCAUUUCAUAAACAUUUCUGCGCCAUUGAUACCCAUUUUUAUGCUCGUCUUCAUUUCAAUAGCCGAAAGUUUUCCCCGUCAUUUACCUGAAUUCUUUGUGAGCCUUAGUAAACGUUUCAAUGACAUAACAUUUGUACGGGAACUGGCUGCCAUUAUAAUAGCCGUGACGAUAGGACUCAGCAAUGUUGUGGAUAUGUACUUCUUUGUGACUUUCUUGAAAACGGAUCAUGUUGUUUUGGAGAGCGAAAUAGACGCCAUCACUGAGGGUAUUGUGCCAUCCGAGCCGGUCUCGGCCUCUAUGCUAGCGUCUGCUCCUAUACCGGGUGAAAUCUAUAUGUAUCCUUCAUAUAUGAGUAAUUUCGCAGUGUUGAUUUUGAUUGCGACCGCAGUGAUUGCGCAACUGACGCAUGUCACAAAAAUCGUGUUGAUGGUCGUGUUUACAGCGCUUCAUUGCUAUUGUAAUAUAUUCCUCUUGAGCGAUUUAUAUACAUACGAAGAUGAAUUAGCAUCUAAUCCCGCAAUACCCAUCUCGGUCGCCCUUUCCACAGUACUAAUUAUGGUUACGCUGGCGUUAUCAUUUUUUGCACGCCAUAUGGAUCGCGAGGAUCGCGUGAUUUUCAAAUGGAAAACUGAAGUUGCUGAGCAGCGUGAAAUGGCAACAGAUAUGCGACAACGAAAUGAGGCACUGGUCUAUAACAUUUUGCCCGUUCAUGUGGCAGAGCAUUUUAUGAAGAACACAAAACGAUCGCACGAUGAUCUCUAUUCACAGAGUUAUGCCGAGGUGGGUGUGUUGUUUGCGAGUAUGCCGAACUUUUCAGAUUUUUAUUCAGAAGAGACCGUUAACAAUCAAGGACUUGAGUGUUUGCGCUUUCUAAACGAAGUGAUUUCGGAUUUUGAUGCGUUACUGGAACUUCCACAAUUCCAAGAUAUAAUAAAAAUCAAGACGAUCGGUUCAACUUACAUGGCAGCUAGUGGCAUCAAUUCGAAUCGUAUAAGUCAACCGGAUGAUCCAAUCACCAAGCGUUGGGCUCAUCUGGCAAUUUUGGUGGAAUUCGCCUUGGAGUUGAAGAAAGCCUUGCAGGGCAUCAAUGAACAAUCGUUUAAUCAUUUUGUGCUUAAGAUGGGCAUUAAUCAUGGCCCAAUCACGGCUGGCGUUAUUGGUGCACGAAAGCCCCACUAUGAUAUUUGGGGCAAUACAGUGAAUGUGGCAUCGCGCAUGGAGAGUACGGGCAAAGCUGGUGCUAUACAGGUGACUGAAGAAACUUGUAACAUUCUACAAGAAUUUGGAUACACCUUCCAGCAACGUGGACUUGUUAGUGUAAAGGGAAAAGGUCAGCUUAUGACCUACUAUCUAAUGGGCAAAGCUGAGAAGGGCGCCAUCACCUAUUCGACUGUGCGGCAAUCGAGUGACGAGCUGAUCAAACCGAUAGUAGAAAAUCAUUUACAAACGACAGGCGAGCAUUGCAAUGGUCACUCCGCAUUGAAUGGCAUUAAUGGUGAGGUGAGACACAAAGACACUGUUGAGCCCGAUAUAAAAACACCACUGCUAGACGUGAGAGCGCAUGAAACUAGCGCAACGGCUGAUAGCGAGCGAGAUGCAUUGAUAAAUUAGAUUUAAAGAAAAUUUGAAACAAACAAGAAAAAAAAAGAAAAAAAAAAGAAAAAAUAUGCUUACCAGAAAAAUCCAACUCCAUAUAGCAAUUAAGCAGUAAAAAGAAAAUUACACUAUAUGUUUACCUAGAAUAUGAGUAAAUAUUAUAAAUACUUAUGUAUGUAUAGUUACGAAUAGCGACAGGUAUGGAGAGCGGCAGUUAUGCAUGUGAAAGAGAAUUUCAAAUUGAAGCCAAUAGUAAGAUAUGUGUAUGUGUACACCCUUAUAGUUGCUUACGUCCCCAAAAACAAGAACAACAAAAAUGUACAGAAGCAAUAUGCAAACCGAGACAUGCAAACUCACAUACGUAUACUUAACAGAUUUUACAUAAUUUAAAUAUGAGAAUACAUACAUACAAACUUAUAGUAUACCAACAAUAACAUCACCAGAAUCAUAGCAAACAAAAUUAGCAUACCCUUAACGCACAAGUGCGCGCGGGUAUAACAAUGAAAUACAAUAUUUACUGCAUGUGAUUAGCUAAGUAGUCAGUCCAAUGUUUUUGAAGAGAUGUCCAUUUGCAUUUUUCUGGGUUUGUUUCGAUGCCCAAUUUUGACUGCCAGCCUAUUUAUUAUUAUUAUUAUUUUGUAUUCGUAUUUAAUUUCAGUGAAGAAAAACGUAAAGAUUAGCAAGAUUCUUUUCAUAUAACAUCCAAAUGUAUAUUCUGUAAAAAUAGAUGUGUGUAGGUAUGUGUAUGUGUUUUUAAGUAGGCGUUAUUUUGUAUUUUUGUUUUUGUAAUACAAAGUGGGGCAAAAUUAAUCAUCCAAUUUGUUUUAAGAACUUUUUUACUAAAGAAAAACAAAAAACAAAGACUUUGAGUGAUGGAAAUCUUUAUUUUGACCUUUACGCGCUCCAUUGCUUGUCUAUUUGUAUAAGUAUUUAUUUAUUUAUUUACCAACAAACAAGACGCUGAUAAGAGUCUUAUAAGCAACUACUUAAAAGUAAACUUAGAGUAAGAGAAAUCAAAGUCUAAGGAAGAAGCAUAAGCAUUAAUAUCCUCUUCAUUCCAAAACAGUUUUAGCAAUACCCACAAAAAACAAUAGGGAAAAUCUACUGAACCCGCACAAAUAUCAACACAACAGAACAUGCCUAGACUCUAAGGAAAUGAGAUUUAUUAAUAAGCAACGAGAGCGAUAGGACGGAAUGGGGGAUAUACUGCAGCUGUCUAGUGCACAAAUAUGAUUGACAUACGACGCCAUUGCAAAAAAUAUAAAUCUUCCGAUAGAGUGAUUAAUUUUGCGCCACUUUGUAUAUUCGCGCACUCAACGAACUUUUUCUUAAACUUAGUUAAUUUGCAACAUAUUUUUUUUAUUUCACUAUUGUUGUUAUCAUCUUAGUGAUGAGUCUGUGCACACAAAAAAUAUUACUACUUAUAAAUAUAUAUAAAAUUUAAACAUAAAUUACAUAUAUAUUUAAUUACACACAGACAUGUCACCACCUUAGAGUAAAAGGGUGCUAAGUUUAGUUUUUGUGAGAUAAUUGAUAAUUGAAAGACAGUUACUCAAAGAACUAUUUGAAUGUUAGGCGCCUUUCGUUUCGGCACUGCUCUGCUCGCUUGACGAAAAAUUUGCAUGUGAAAGCAGCAACAAAGUUAUCGAGCCAUGAUGAAAAAAUGUUAGAAGUCUGGCCAAUAUCAGACCGUUAGCUGGCACUCAGCAAAUUCGACAGAAUCAACCGAUUGGCUGACGUAACUGGGGUAAUGAAUCGGAUUGUUUACGAAAAAAGUAAGAAUGUGCUAGUGAUAUACUAAAAUAAAAGAGUGUGAGAAUAUGUGUGGAACUAUCGUGCAGAUUUCGGCUGGCGAAUCUCCUCGUGAUGUAACAGCCGAAGUUCCCCUGCCCAUUUUAUUUUUCACCAUAGUUAUCAGCCAAACCUGGUAAAUCUAUUAUCCUUGUUAUCGAGCAAGAUUCGCCACUAGCACUUAUGACUGUAUCUCAAUUAUACCUCAUAAGCCUGAUUUAACUCGCUAUAUUCAAUGCUCUCUUCUGAUACUAGGUAAAUUUUAUUAGAUCGCGUUCAUACAGGGAAAAAUUUUAGAAUUCUCUUUUGGUCGUUGUUGUUGCUUUGAAGCAGAGAGAGAGAGAGAGGGAAGUAGAGAUAAAAAUAGUGAGCUUUGAACAGGGAAACAUUUGAGUAUUUUUUUUUGGUCGUUGCUGUUGCUUUGAAGCAGAGAGAGAGAGAGAGGGAAACAGAGAUAAAAAUAGUGAGCUUUAGAAGGGAGCAAACGAAACGCUAUAAGCCGGUAAGAGAGUUUAGUAUACAAUUGAAUUGUAUCGCAGUUAGAUUCUCAGGCGUAUCGACAAAAUGAACAGCAAAAUGUCUAAAGUCUAGGUUUCUACCGUAACCGGUUGGCAGCAUUAUGCAACAACAUUAAACAGUCUCUGUUGAAAAAAACAAAAUUAAAAAACUACAUAUUUUAAAUUUAUUAUUUAUAAAUUUAGAAAACCGCAAGAAUUGGUCCAGCAACAAAAACAAAAUAAAAACAACGUUAUUUUGAAGGCACUUGAAAAGCUUUUGAAACUUAGCACCUUUCAACUCCAAGUUGGCGUCAAUGUAAGUCAAAUGUUACUAACAUUAUUGUUUAAAUUACACUGUGCAACACAUAUUUUCGGGGAGAAUUUAAUCUAAAAUUAUGUAAUCUUAGUAAUAAAACACUGGGUUUUACUUCACGUGCAGGGUUAUAAAAAUGUAUUUAAGUUUACCCUUUUCAAGCUAAAGUCGAAUCAAACUAUUUGAAAACGUAUGCUUAAAAUUGCGUUUAAUAUUAAUUUUGUCUUUGAAAGCAUAUAGUAAAAUAAUACAGAGUAUCAUGUUUUGGGACAUUUUAACCCAAUAACUCCCACUUAAAUGGAUUUUUUUUUCGCUCAUUUUGAGAAACUUCGUGAAAGAAGAGUUAAGAGGGUCGUUUAAGGGUUAAAAUACUUCACAUAUAGUAAAACUCUACGGAGUAUAAUUUUUAGAACACUUCAACCUAUUAAAUCCCACUUAAAUGAAUUCUUCUCGCUGCAUUUUUUUGAGAAACUUCCUAAAAGAGGAGUUUAGAGGGUCGUUAAAGGGUUAAAGGGCUUCAAAUAUAGAAAAAAUUUUAUAGAGUAUAAUUUUUAGAACCUAUUUAACCCAUUAGCUCCUACUUAAAUGAAUUCUUUUCGGUACAUUUUUUGAGUAACUUCGUAAAAACAUGAAUUUAGAGGGUCGUUAAAGGGUUAAAGUGCUUCAAAUACAGUAAAAUUUUUACAGAGUAUAAUUUUUAGAACACUUGAAUCUAUUAACUCUCUGUUAAAUAAAUUCUUUUCGGGUCCAUUUUUUUGAGAAACUUCGUAAAAAGGAGUUUAGAGGAUCGUCGUUAAAGGGUUUAAAUGCUUCACAUUUGAGACAAUUAACCUCUAAGGAUUAUGAAUACCUCGUAAUAACUAAACUUACGGAUUAUUGUAUGGCAAAGCAGUUAGUUUAAUUGAAUUUUAUAGCUUCAGGAAGAAGUUUAAAUAAAUUUGUUUGAAACUGGCUGCUCUUGCCUGAUGUCGCCCGUAAAAAUUUCCAAAUGGAAUGUAAGAAUGUUUUUCAUCGUAUACCUCUAUGCACGUGCUUCUCAGCCAGAAAGGAUUCAUCCAUACAAAUCGUUCUUUAAAUUUUCUAGAAUUUAAAUGAAAUAUUUUCAGUGCAAUUUUGGGCUGAUUGUAAUUAAUUAAUUGAAAUUUAAAAACAUUUAUUGGAGUUUCUAAUCCUUUUUUUGUAACGGUUGAUGAUAAACUAUAUUUUUUGUCUUUCCACGUAUAACGGCACAUGGGGAAAACUAGACAUCUCUAGGUGCGUUUCACACACUUCGAACGAUUGACCUUACAAUUUAUUAUCCGCCAUUGCGAAUACUAGGCCAACCGGAAACUGGGCACAAUGAAAUUGGACUAUAAAUAAAAUGUUUAGUAAUACUUGACUACGGGGCCUUUGGUAGUAAAUUCUUUGCAAAAGUUGAUGCUUGAGCGAAAUCUAGCCAUAAAUACGUUAUUUAGUAAUAACUCGACGAUAACUCGAGAAUAACGCCACCUAACGGGUAAGUAUUUUGCAACCUUAAUGCUAAAAAUAGGCUUUUCCGAUUCGCCAAGCCUUAGCAAGUUUUGCAACUGCGCUUUAGCCGUCUUUGCGUAGUAUUCAACUGAAGUAAGCUGGGUGCAGCCAUGUUGGCAUGAACCAAAUGAUUUUUAUUUAUAAGAUAUUGCACUUCUCGGAUAUGCCAGAUUGAAAAACUUGCUCGUAAAAUUUUACUGUAGGCUUCCAAGCCAAAUCUAAUGUUAAUGUUAAAUGUGGUUUUAAUUCGACUUUAACGCGAACAAGAACAAUUUUAAAGUACUGUAAAAAAAUUGUGAAGUGGCGGAAUAAAAUUUAGUUGUGUGUUUUACUAUCAUACUAAGAUUACAUACUUUCGCUUAGCGCAGGUUUGAUUUUGUCCGAAAUUCUUGCAUAGCGUUUUUUUUUUAUUAAUACGUAUGUAAAAUAUGUGGCAUGUAAAAACAAAUGUAUAUUAUUUGAGAAUUUAGACUGUACAUACUUUUUUGUAUGAUAUGUUAUGGCUUUUCGCAAACGAUAACUUAAAAACAAAAUAGCAUCAAAUUAUAAUAAUAAUUGAAUAACCCAAAAAAGUUAAACAUUUUACAAACGAACGGUCAACUCCAGUAUAUUUGUACAAAUAUUAAUUUAAAUAUACUUUGCUGUUUUUUAUAUGGAUUUCAGUAUAUUUUUAAAUAGUAUAAAAUUUGAAGUAAAACAACAAUUUUAGUACAAUAAAAUAAGUGAAAAUUAAAGUAGAACGAAUAAAACUGAGUACCUUGAUCUCUAUAUAAAGCUAUCUAUGUAUGUUUAUUCACCAACCAUAUAACACUUGUAUGUAUGAACUAUGUGUGCAUGUAGUAAUGAUAAAGGAAUUUUUAAAAGAAGAGAUAUUAUUGUAUAAUACAACUUGCUAGUUAAAAUUAAAUGCAGAUGUAAAUACUUAUUUGCAUAAAUAUGUAUGUACAUACAUGGGGAAGUAUAAUAGAUAUAUACCAUACACAUAUGUAUGUGCAUGCAUACAUAAAUAUGCAAAAAAAACCUUGUUUUGUUAAGCAGAAAGUAAGGUAGAAUUGGUGUUUGUCCUUCGCAAUGCUUAUAAGCUCUUUCUCAUUCCCUUCGUAGCCGUCGUUUCGUUUUCUUUAUCAACGUUGCGCCCUCUUACAAAGGAUAGUAGAUUUAAAGCAGUUUUCAGUUGAAAUACAUAAAAUUCAAAUACAUAAAAAUAUAUAUAAAAUUUUAAUUAUACUCUGCAUAAAAUAUUUAAUUUUCGGAUAACACAGAGAAGUGUGAGCACUCAAUCAGUACUCAAUAAUUUUCCAUUACAUCAUACUAUUUAUACUGUCAUAAAGUUUUAGACACAAUGGUCGGCUCAUUUCAUUCUCUCGCACUGCAAAAUAUUGUUGUAAUCCCCGUAAGUGAUUCAAAUGAAAAAUCUCUAUUUAUACUUUCAUAAAGUUUUAGACACAAUGGUCGGCUCUCGCACUGCAAAAUGUUUAUUGUAAUGCAUGUAAGUUUACAGCUUUACGUUAUUUUAACAUUUGCUGCAUAACAGAAAACAAUUUAGUAGAGUGCUUUAAAAGUGCUUGUGAACAAAUGUUAACUAAAUGAACACAAGUGAAUAAAGUAUUGGCUUAACUUCCACUUAACUUCAAAAUUUCAACGAAAGUUUAUUAAAUUUUUUUAUUUUUUUUUUUUAAGCUUACAUGAUAAUAAAAUGAUUAAUAAACUCAAUCAAACGCAGCGCUAGCAGUAGAGGCUUUUAGCUAGAAGUUAUUUUUGUUUCCCCCUUUAAUUAUGUUGUCGUUGUUGUUGUUGAAGUGGUUGAGUAUUUCUGUUGAAAUAAUCCUAAUUAGCGACUAGCGCCGUUUUACUUAAACUGUUCUGGUGUGAUGACUUUGUUUUUGUUUGCUGUUUUUUUUUGUUUGUUCAUUCAUUUUCUGUGGAAAAGGCUUACACUGUAAGAGCGAAAUCUUGUUCAAGUUAGAUCUGGAUAGGAUACUGGUAUAAGUAAUGAAAAAAACUUUCUUCCACCCCCUCCGCCUGACAGCUUCUGCAGAUGGGAUUGAAAGGAAGGUUAAGUCUAGCUGCAUGAUCACCUACCUUUCAAUGACCCGUAAAGGUGGCAGUGAUACGUGAAAUGGUUGAGCGAAAGCAUACUAACAGGUAAUUCGUUGGUCGGAUGUUGCGCGGCGGCCAUGUUUUUCUUGUUGUGGUGGAUUUAGUUAAUUACUGCCAUCUUCUUUCUGCUAAGGCGGUCCCUUAAUUAUAUUUUAAUAUUAAUAAGAUAUAUAUUAUAUUUUCUGAGGCCAAAUUCGCAAUUGGCAUACUAAAAUUUACCAAAACGAAUUACCCUCACCUCGGUAAAGAAAACAACGUUGCGUUGUGUUACACUAGUUUACACUGAUUUUGACCUGCGGCAUUUUACUGACAACUUAUAAGUAAAACUUCAUCUUAAAGUUGAAUAUGAAGUCAGAUAUUAAAAAGACUCCUUUUCGCCUACUUUUCAUCAGAAAUAAUGGUAAUUUAGUGGGCUCAUAUUUUAGCAAUAUGUAUAGUAUAUCGAAAACUGUUCCACUUUCUUAAUAUUUGACUUCGUAUUUAGAUGACUUUUGCAAAUGAUAGUACGAAGGACUUUUAAAAAGUCCGUGCAAAAAUAAAAACUGCUUAAUUGUGUGGAGUAAACCUUUUUUUAUUUAUCGACGUAGUCUCAUUUUAGUUUUCUACACUUCGUCAAACGGUGUUCUAGUUUGUUGUUCCCUUGCGAAUAAUAAAGGGUGGUUAAGUUUUAAGGGCCGGUCUUGAUUUUAAAUAAAAUACAAAUACGGCCCAAUGAUGCCACCGGCCCAUAAACCGCAACAAACAGUCACUCUUCGUGGGUGCAUUGGUUUUUCGGCAAUCACUCUUGGAUUAUCAUUCGCCCAAAUGCGGCAAUUCUGCUUAUUGACGAAUCCACUAAGGUGAAAAUGUGCCGAUAUGCAUUUUGAUUUGAACGCCCGUUUUCAUAGUAAGCCUGAAUAACUUUAACGCGUUGCUCGAUUGUGUAUCUCUCCAUGAUUCAAAUUGCGUUAGUCUAAAAUUCAAAAAUGUCAAAUUAAAUGCAGAAAAAAUUUGACGUUUAGGUGUGGUUCAAAUUCAACAUCGGCCCUUGAAAUUUACCCACCCUUUAGAAUUUGUCUAAGUCUGGAAAAUAGGCAUCCGUUUCUGCAAUCACCUUCUCGUUUGAAUAAAAUCUUUUUCGCGCCAGACAUAUCUUCAAAUUGGCCAGAUAUUUCUUCAAAUCGUAGUCCCAGGGAUUCGUGCAAGGCAAGUUUGGAGAAUAGAGGCAAUGUGAAACCCUACCAUUAAUUUUGCGACCACAACCGCUGAGGCGUGAGCUGGCGCAUUGUCGUGCUGGAAAACGAAAAUCACUCGACUUCCUCGAUUCAAACACAAAGAAAUAUACCGAUCUGGCUGAAACUUGGUCUGUGUUCUUCCAAGAGAUUCUACUAACUAAACCCGCCACUAGUCUUAUCUCUGCUGACUUUGCACGGACUUUUCAAACGACUCUCGUAAAAUGCUGCUAUCCACGUCAUUUCCUUUAACACGAAUCAAAAUUUUGUUCACAAGCUAUUCUUUAUUGUACGAAUUGCUGUUCGAUGAGCCGUACAAAUACUUAGUUUUCUCAUUCCGGGUAAGAUCGUCUUUCAAUAUAUAAUGGAGAUCAUUCGCCGGGAUAAACCAGGACCAAAGUCCUUUUCAUUUUCUCUUGGCCCUGACAAUUUCUAACUAUUAGGGUAUUUUACGGAGGCUCAUCUCAACUGUUUUCGUUGUUUAAAGGAAUAUUUUAAAAAUGAGUAGUAAUAGUUCGCAUGUCUGCGUUGGAGUACCAAUUCCAGUUUGCUUUUACGAUGUAUCAUUUUCAUGAGACAAUUUCUCAUCGGGAAAUUAAUUAUCGAAUAGCGUUGCUUCAUCGAUCUAGCAAUUUACCGUAAUGGUCUGUAAUUCAUAUCCCAUUUGGGCGAAACAAUAUCUUCGUGAAAAAAAAAUUGGAAGGUAUCGCCAAUAUCAGAGCUUUAUCCGGCACUCAGCGAAAUUUGAAAAAAUCAGCUGAUGGGCUGACGUAAACUGGGUCAUGAUAGCGGUUUGUUUACGAAAAACCUGAGGUUGUGUUGGUGAUAUAUGGAAAAAUCAACACAGUCUACGCUCAUGUUGCCACUGAUUGGUCGAGUGUGUGUAUACGUGUGAAACGAACGGGCAGAAUUGCGCUGCCGAGUACCCGGUGAUGUGGCUAUUGUACAAAUCCAUAAGUAAAAACACUCUCAGCUGGUUAUCAGAAAAUGCCCACAGCUGAAAUUGCCUGAUUCCAAAACGCUCUUUAUGUAACAUUCAUGCAUAAAAAAUUAUCAAAUUUCAUAGAAAAUCGUAUGAAUCUAAAAAAUGGGGUAACAAUUCAGAUGUUUUUCUUCAUUCAAAAGCAUUAUUAUAGUUAAUAAAUGUAUUAAAACUAUUUGUUAUUGUAAAUUUUCCAAGUCAAAAACAAAAUUUUGUAUAUUUUUGUGUUGAUAUUCUAUCGUUUUUAAUGUGGCCAUAGUAAUUCUAAUUUGGUAUAGCAACCCGACCAAUACAUUCAAGCAAAAAUACUAAGCUUUCAUACCAUCACAAACUUGACUGUCAUCUGUCAAACUCACGCCAAUGUCGCCUGUCAAAAAUUGGGAAGAAGAGAGAGUAACUCAAGAUACUCGCUCAGAUACGUUUAUCCGCCAUAGCUGAAGGCCAAACCUGGUUAUAAUACACCUCAGUUUCUAUACAUCCUUAAGCUUUGGUUGCCGUAUAACAAGUUGUGUUUGUUGAUAGAGCAUAAAAUAUCUCUCACAAGUUUUUGGGCUGUAGAAGUAACAGUCUGCCACAAUAUAGAGCCCCCCCAACUAGUUUGUGGUGCGAAUAGCAAAUCGCAUAUACGGUCAAGAAGUGUCACUUUAGCAGUUUCCACUAAAAAUUUCUAAAUUAUGCUUCAUAACUUCACUACAACAAGAACAAGAAUAGAAAUGUUUUUUCUACUUAUUGCUUUUGAGCCAUUUUCAAUGAAGGUUUAUUUGCAAAAUUAGAACCCGAACAAAAAUUCACUCUAAUGCUACGGCUAGCAUAUACGAAUUAUUUGGCAAAAGUAUCCAAAAAACCGGCAAGAACUAGUUGUAAGAGAGAAAUUCUGAGUUCUAAAUUUUUUUAAUUUUUACCGCCAAUGUUGCUAAAUAAAAAAUACUAAACCCAAGGCAUAUUAAUUUUUUUUGUUUAGAUUUUUUUCUAAUAUAUAUAUUAUAUUUGGUCUAUAAAUUGUGAAAUUUUAUUUAAAUUUCAAUAAACUGUAAAUUUUUGUUUAAGGAUUUCCUUAUUCUACAGAUCUGAAGCAAAAACAAAAAAAGUUGCUCUUCUUGUUUUUGCUCUACUGCUACUCUCUGUUCAAUAUGCCUUUAGUAAAUCGCAGUUGCAUCUUUUAGGCGCAACAUUCUAAUAUGUAACAUUGAUCGACUUCUUCUUCUUGAUUGGCGCGAUAACCGUUUACGCGAUCAACUACUAUGUAAAUAUUAUGAGAAGCAACUUCUACUAUAUACUAAAAAUAAAUCUUAUAAGACUCUUCAUAGCGCCUCAUGCAGAUCUGUCCUUUUAUAUAUUUUUAAAAUAUAUGAGCAAAAUAAUUACUAAGUUGGCUUAGCCGCUAAUGCUUUUUAAUUCAUUGUGAUUGUAAUUCAUUACUUUUCCAAUUUUUAAAUAAAAAAAAAAAAUUAAAAAAAUUACUAAGUUGUUAUAUUUAUUAAUAAUACACGUAAUAAAAACAAUCACAAAUAUCGAAAAUUCUAACGAAAAUGAAAAAAUAGGUUUUUUUUAAUAGUAUCAUCCCCACGACAGUCGAUUCUACGUAACUGUCACAAUAACAAUAAAAAAUAGUAUUUUCGCAGUUUUGCUUAGAGUCUCUCCAAUUUUAUAAUAUACAUAAUUGCCACGAUCUCCCAUAAAAUCAUGGAAAUGUGAAUUCUAACAAAUAUCUAAAUUUAAGCGGCCAAUAUUGCGUUGUAAAACUUAGUUCAAGUAUUUAUAUUUAAAUAUUUAUAAAUUUUGCCAAAAACCAAAUCACUUUCAUGUUGUGUUCGAAAGAAUCCCACCAUUUAACGAGUGACCACCUAGGAGUUGCAUACUCAUUUAAAAACAGAGCAUGCUUCAGAUGCGAGAAGCAUACAUACAUACUUAUAUAUAUAUUAUGUUAUAAUACUGUAUUAUAAAUCUGGUGAUUACGCGCAAUGUCUAGUUAAAAUAUAUGUAUAAAUAUAUCUCUGAAUACGAAUUAGUAGAAAUUUAAAUAUAAAAUAAAAUAACUAAAAUUAAUAUAACUUUAUGCCCACGCAGUCAUGUUUGUAUUAGUAUAAGUAUGAGUUAGUUCUGCAGGACAGCACUAAUUAUAAAAAAAACAAAAACUCAAUAAUAAUCAGUUUAGUAAUCAGUGAAUACUCAUUGAAGAAUUUUUAGAAUCUGAAUAAAAAUCUUAACGAUAAUUAUCCGCUUCAAAUACUAUACAUGAAACAGCAAAACAAAUAACAAAUAGUAUCUGUAUAAAAAAAAUAAAUAAAUAAAAUAAACCCUUUACUAACAAAAGCAGCUCUCAGCUCUUAGAAACGGCUAUCGAUGGUUACUUUCUCAACGAAUUUUAAAAUCACAGUUUCAAGCUUAUAUAACAACUAGUAUAUACGUACAUAUUAAAACAAAAAAAAAAUUAGAAAUAAAAAAAAACAUAAAUUAGUGAGUAAAAGAAAAAUAGAAGGAAAUAAACUAGAAAUAUAGAAUAUCUUAUUUGAACUUUGCUUAUACUAUCAUAAUUUCUUACUUAUGCACUCUAUAAAUACCAAGGGCAUUUAACAUAUUUUUUUGCUUUUGUUAAACUAAUAAACUAAUUUGUUACGCUUUGCAAUUAUAAUACAGUUUUUUAUUUUUCAUUUCAAUAUGCAUCGCUUUGUUGCAAUCUAUCUGUCAAACUGCAUAUAAAUUUAUUUUUUGAAUAAACCUGAAUUUGACGGCUUUGAAAAUACAAAUACUCAUAGUAGCAUGACAAUCAACGAGGUGGACGCGCACACAAGCACAAGUACAUAGAACUAACAAUUAGACAACUACCAGCACUUUAAAUCACGAUGCUGUCUUGCACACCCAAAAUAUUCAGAAUGCUUGACAGCACGCCAAAUACAGAUAUGAGAGCAUCGUAGCUGUAAAAAGAAGCAGUGAAAAUAAGAUAGUCAAAAC
Molecule: messenger RNA, 15163 nt
Organism: Anastrepha ludens (Mexican fruit fly)
Lineage: Eukaryota; Metazoa; Arthropoda; Insecta; Diptera; Tephritidae
Gene: Ac3
Product: adenylate cyclase type 3
Exons: 21
Coding region: 338-3823 (1161 amino acids)
Biological process (GO): cAMP biosynthetic process; adenylate cyclase-activating G protein-coupled receptor signaling pathway; intracellular signal transduction
Cellular component (GO): plasma membrane
Molecular function (GO): adenylate cyclase activity
Source: RefSeq, a predicted model, not a curated record